AAGAUGGCUGUGCCUCCCACGUAUGCUGAUCUUGGCAAGUCUGCCAGGGAUGUUUUCACCAAGGGCUACGGCUUUGGCUUAAUAAAACUUGAUUUGAAAACAAAGUCCGAGAAUGGAUUGGAAUUUACCAGCUCAGGCUCCGCCAACACAGAGACUACCAAAGUAAAUGGCAGCCUGGAAACCAAGUACAGAUGGACUGAAUAUGGGCUGACAUUUACAGAGAAGUGGAACACAGACAACACCCUGGGUACCGAGAUUACCGUGGAAGACCAGCUCACCCGUGGACUGAAGCUGACCUUUGAUUCAUCCUUCUCGCCUAACACUGGGAAAAAAAAUGCUAAAAUCAAGACAGGGUACAAGAGGGAGCAUAUCAACCUGGGCUGUGAUGUGGUCAUUGACAUGGCUGGGCCCUCCAUCCGGGGUGCUCUGGUGCUUGGCUAUGAGGGCUGGCUGGCUGGCUACCAGAUGAAUUUUGAGACUUCGAAGUCCCGAGUGACCCAGAGCAACUUCGCAGUUGGGUACAAGACGGACGAGUUCCAGCUUCAUACUAAUGUGAACGAUGGGACAGAGUUUGGUGGCUCCAUUUACCAAAAGGUGAACAAGAAGUUGGAGACUGCUGUCAAUCUUGCCUGGACAGCAGGAAACAGUAACACUCGCUUUGGAAUAGCAGCCAAGUAUCAGGUCGAUCCUGAUGCCUGCUUUUCGGCCAAAGUGAACAACUCUAGCCUGAUCGGUUUAGGGUACACUCAGACCCUAAAGCCAGGUAUCAAACUGACGCUGUCAGCUCUGCUGGACGGCAAGAACGUCAAUGCGGGUGGCCACAAGCUUGGUCUAGGACUGGAAUUUCAAGCAUAAAUGAAUAUUGUACAAUCGUUAAUUUUAAACUAUUUUGCAGUAUAGCUACCUUCAGAAUUUAGUGUACCUUUUAAUGUUGUAUGUUGGGGAUGCGAGAAUUGAUAAAUACCACAUUAGAUGUCCAGGCUAAGGAUGACUCGGCUUUAAGGUGUUUUCCAUUUCAGAGGCACAGCAGAAAUCCAUUCCUAAAAGGAUCCUUUUAGCUGUAGAUGUGGGUUGGGGAGGAGCCACUCCAGAGACGUCAGGCUGCAAGUGGAAGCUUAAUGUUUGGGUCCUUUGUAAAUCUGUGUCGAGUCCACAGAUGAAAUUGCGACUUCCUGAGCAUCGAAUCUUGGUGUCCCAAUCCUAACUGCUGAGAAGCAUGUACACACCUGUGUGGAAGGGACUUUUAAGACAGAUCACCAUGCCCUGUUCCCAUCCUAGCCCAUCAGUUUCCC
Cricetulus griseus (Chinese hamster) is the source of this 1292-nucleotide messenger RNA. The record is from RefSeq and is a predicted model, not a curated record. Lineage: Eukaryota; Metazoa; Chordata; Mammalia; Rodentia; Cricetidae.